Camelina sativa (false flax) is the source of this 1019-nucleotide messenger RNA. RefSeq lists its product as uncharacterized. NCBI's taxonomy places the organism in Eukaryota, Viridiplantae, Streptophyta, Magnoliopsida, Brassicales, Brassicaceae. The record is from RefSeq and is a predicted model, not a curated record.
UCCUCUGAAAAAAAAAAAGAAUAUUAGAUUCACUCUUUUGUAUGAUCAACGAUGGGAAGUGAAGUGAUAAGCCCGACCAAGCCACGGUUUGAUCUAAGCAUGUCGAAAAGAACUAGAAAACCAUGGUCUAGUCUCAUCAACGAUAUGCAUUACCUUGAUUUAUCCACCCAAAGCUCACAACCAAAACCGGACAAAGAGCAAGAGAAAAUCGAAAACAAAGAAAUUGAUCGUCAGAGUUUGAACAACCUGAUGAGAUGCGAGGAGAAAUCGAAUGAAGAAACUAAUGUUAACAACAAGAACUCUCUAAGUCAACAUUUCGGGGAUGACGAGGGGAUCAAGCAGACGAUGCAAUUGGUGGUGAAGAAAGAGAAGCUAGGUGGUGUGAAAUUCAAAGGUAUGGUGGGUCGUUAUGUUAAGGUCUGGAGCGGUUUGAUAAAGGCCAAACGUGACCGCAAAACGCCGGUCUUACGGUUCAAAACUUGAUUUCCAUCGUAUACGUUUCAUUGCAUCAGAGCUCUAUCUGUGACACGAUGCUAUGGAGAGUCCCAGAGGUCUGAUUAGCUGACGUGGCAUGGAAUGCUGAGGUGGAGGAAGAUUGUUGGACAAGAUGACGAGCCAUGGAAUUUGGAAAGAAGAAGCAAUCAUGAUAUACUCGAAGAUAUUGAGAGUAUAUCUCGAUGGGAGAAUAAGGAAGUAAUAUUCUUGGGGAUCAAAAAUAUUUCCUUAUCGAUAGGAUGCAUAAAGAUUUAUGUUAGAAAUUGGGUGUGCAAGUAUAAAUAGACGAGGGCUAGCCGCAAAAAGAGGUAGCACUCGCGGGGAUAAAAGUUGUGAGAUUUGUAACCUUCAAGCAAUCAUAAAAAGGCUUAGAAGGGGAGUGUGCUCGUUUCUCUUAAAUCUACACAGGGUGUUGUGUUAGAUAGAUAGGAGAGUGAACUUUGCUUCAAGUCUUGUAAGAAACGUGAGUUUUUGUAUAAGAUUGAAUAAGAAGCGUUUGCUUGGCGCAGUUCCAAGUGGGUUUA